CUUCAAACCUAUCUGAACUUUAGAUUCGUAAAUUUAUCGCAUUAAGAUAUGCUUUUUCCAAAAUCUUAAGUUUUUAACAUUAUUAAACAUUAAACAUUAUUACCGACAAAUUCUUUGUAAAACAGUAUACAUAGUCCCCCAUGAAAUGAAUAAGCAGACCAAAGAAUGGUCGCGAGCUCGCCUAUGUAAGCCUAAGGAUAAUCUCACCACCGAGGCGGGAAAACGAGAACGCUUUGUGCCGUCAUGUGAACUAGAGUGCAGUCCGGUAUCGAUGUCGCACUUGAUUGGCUGGGAAUACGCUCGAAUUUGGCUGCGCGAUCGCGACAAAUUUGUGCAGCAACGCGAACGGGCUGUCAAAGCCAAAUAUAUCAAGAAUGACUUCGAGUGGUGGUUAAGGCUGCGAAAAACAUCCAAAAAGUUCUGCAAAGUCGGGGCAUAAAAGAGAAAAAAAUGUGCGAACAACGAAAUGUUUCUUACUCCAUUUUUAAUAGUUUUACUUUCUUUUACUUUAGGAAGUGAUCUUCUGUGCAUUUAAAUACCAGUGCCCAAUAACUUCGUAAGGACUUAAAUCACAAAAUAACUCAAUUUCAGGACUUUCAGUGGGCGGAAAACCUGACACCCACGCAAACGAAACGGUUAAAAGAGAGUGAAAAAGAGAAACGCGCGAUAGCAACAAUUGCUUACUCUUAUGCACAGAGAAAAAUGUUGGAGAAAAUUACUGAAAAGGAAGGAGAAUGUAACAUUGCGUUGACUUAUGUAAAAUUUAUUAGAAAAGUAAACAUGCUUCUAAAAAAUCAAUGCAAUAAAAUAGAUAUCGACUUAUGUAUUUAGAAUUUA
This is a messenger RNA of Drosophila santomea, 837 nucleotides long. RefSeq lists its product as uncharacterized. The record is from RefSeq and is a predicted model, not a curated record. NCBI's taxonomy places the organism in Eukaryota, Metazoa, Arthropoda, Insecta, Diptera, Drosophilidae. The transcript is spliced from 3 exons. Bases 146 to 439 code for a protein of 97 amino acids.